CCCACCCGUAGAACAAAAAGAAAAAAAGAAAAGGGGAAAAAUCGCAUCAAACCCUCUUCCGCAUCCUUCUCCUCGGUGGCUUCCGGUUCGUAAGGGGAUCUCCGGCGGCGGCGGCGGCGAUGGCCCGAAAGAGGAAGACGGACGCCGCACCGCGGUUGGACGAGGCCGACCGCACGCUCUACUCCAGCUUCUGUGGCGCCGCCAAUUCCCUCUCCCAGCUAUACUCCCAGGCCAUGGCCCAGCAGAAGCUCUCCUUCCAGGCUGGCGAGCGGCACGCCCUCGAAAAGCUCCACCAAUGGAUCUUGAGGAAGCAUGAUGAGGAGUCGAGGCUUACUGUUGCAGACAUAAUGUCACAUAUCCAGCAUGAGAUUGACUAUGGAGGUACUGAUGCACAUGUAUCCCCAAGGGUACAUCAGCAUCCCAUGAGUGUGAAUCCGUUUACAAUUAUCCAACCCUCAGCUGGGUCAUACGCACAAGCAACAUCCGGGCAUGCUCCCAGACCCAGCCUCAGUGACCAGUCAAAGAAUACAAUAUUCUCAAAUGCAUUAUCAAGCCCAGUCCGCAGGAGCCUCCAGACGUAUCACUUAACCCAAGGUGCUGGUAAUGGAGGACGGAACACUGAAGCAAACUCAGCCGGGCAAAACCGAGAGGCCAACUCUGCAAGCUCCAAUGAUACCUCCAUGGACAUGGUUUCAGACAGCGCGGGAAAUGGGUACUACUAAGUCAGUUUCUGGAAACAUGUUGCAUGCACAACCAGGAAGCAUUGAGUGCCAGUAUUUUCUCUGGUUUUUGUAUGUUAUGUAUUUUUCCUAAAAAGCUCAUGCACUGUGUGGCUUUAUAGUUGCACACCUGGCGAUUCACUUAAAGUUAUUGGAUUUGUUUUCUUUUGUUCAAGCCUGUUUGGAGAGAAAUCUAUAUGUAUGCCUGGUUCAUGUCUUAUAUCCCAACAAUCUUUUUGGGGCUUUGCCAUGAAGAUUCUGAAUGUAAAUGAAAAUUGCUAUGAUAUAGCAAAGAGUUUAUGUGCUUAAUACAAUGAGAGGGUUAAAUUAUGAUGUA
Triticum dicoccoides is the source of this 1056-nucleotide messenger RNA. RefSeq lists its product as uncharacterized. The record is from RefSeq and is a predicted model, not a curated record. Lineage: Eukaryota; Viridiplantae; Streptophyta; Magnoliopsida; Poales; Poaceae. The transcript is spliced from 3 exons. The coding region runs from base 120 to 722 and encodes 200 amino acids.